This is a messenger RNA of Cuscuta epithymum, 348 nucleotides long. NCBI's taxonomy places the organism in Eukaryota, Viridiplantae, Streptophyta, Magnoliopsida, Solanales, Convolvulaceae. The record is from the annotation of a GenBank genome assembly.
UGGCAGAGUUAAUUAUGAUGAAUGUAGCUUUUGCAAAGAAAAAGGUCACUGGAAGGCUCAAUGCCCAAAAUUGUUGAAGAAGGACCCAUCACACAUGUCAUCUCAGUGGCGUCCGCCUCAGCCAAAUAACAGAAACUUUAGGCAUUCGUCUCCUUUUUCCAAUGUUGCUGCUGUUAAUGCUGUUUCUCCUUCUGCCAACCCUGGGGGGUUUAUUCCGGGUCUUCCAUGUCUGAUCUUGCCGAACAAUUUCAGAAGUUUCUGGCAUCUCAACCUAAUGCCAUGUCAGUCUCUCCUACUGUAGGUCUAUCUUCUACGGGCUCAUCAGGAUCCUCAAUCGAAGAGGUUGAU